Messenger RNA from Cynara cardunculus var. scolymus (artichoke), 597 nucleotides. RefSeq lists its product as uncharacterized. The transcript has 5 exons. Bases 1 to 597 code for a protein of 198 amino acids. NCBI's taxonomy places the organism in Eukaryota, Viridiplantae, Streptophyta, Magnoliopsida, Asterales, Asteraceae. The record is from RefSeq and is a predicted model, not a curated record.
AUGGGAGACCCUUCCACCAGCAGCAGCACCAUUGCCCGCCACCGACCACCGUCGCUAAAGAGAAGUGAAGUGCCACCAUGGGUUUUUAUUAUGAUCAACAUUGCAUAUGAAGAGUGCACCAUUCAUUCCAACGCCAAGGACAAUAAUAAAUUCGAUCGAUUCUGCAUUGAUUGUCUUGGGUCCUUUUGUAGUAAAUGUAGCUCCAAUCACCAUGGACAUAAUUACAUCAAGAUUCGUAGGUACGUGUAUUGUGAGGUCAUCAGUCGACCAGAUUUUCAGAAACACUUUGAUUGUUCAGGCAUUCAGGGUUACAUAUCAAACAGCAACAAAGUGCUAUUCUUGAAGAAAAGGAAGCCACAGCAGCAACGACUAGCAGAACAGCAAAACUCGAGGGAUCAUAGAUGUAUUGUUUGCAAAUUAAGUUUAACAGAUUCCUCUUAUUGCAGCAUCCAAUGCAAGGUUUCUGCAAUGUCCCCAGAACUGGCUACAGUUGAUAAUAAUGUAAGCAUUAAUGAAGGUGAAAGAGACCCUGCAUUAAUAACUUCCAAGAGAAAGAGAUUGCGGAAAGGGAUUCCACAGAGGGCACCACUCUCCUGA